Molecule: messenger RNA, 758 nt
Organism: Drosophila navojoa
Lineage: Eukaryota; Metazoa; Arthropoda; Insecta; Diptera; Drosophilidae
Source: RefSeq, a predicted model, not a curated record
UCACAAAAAUUCAUAUUCAUUUUUCUACUCAUGCAAAUUCUUAAUUAGCGAACAGCCAAGAACAAUGUAAUGUAAUCCCAUUGUCUAGCUGAAAAGAGAAUCUUAAGCAGAGUUUUUUUUUCUGUCUGUGCUAAAUCAAAAUGAAGUUUGCUGCUUGCAUAUGUCUUAAAGUUCUUCAAAUUGUUUUCACUGCAUCCGCAACAAUUCUCAAAAAAUUAUCCGAUCGCUAUUCGGAGCGUUUGCUAACAAGCAAUAAGAAGAAUCUAAGGGAAUGGAUGCUUUUGAAUACGAUUUCUUUGACAAAAGAAGCCGACGAUUUUGGUGAUCUCGCCUAUAUAGGAUAUAUAUUUAUAUCGUCGAUCUUAUUGCUAUCGAGAUUCAAAGAACAAACUAAGAAUUAUCACAUAACUGAGAUCAUUUUACUAAGCUUUGGAGUAUUGUUUUUUACCAUACAAGGUCUACUAAUAUUUGGUAUAAUUGAGGAGUUACAAGAUAAUAUUUUAGACUUUGGUUACUCCCUGGGAGGUGUGACGUUUCUCUGCGCAAUUCUCUUUGCCAUCGAUUUAUUCUUUUUCAAGCAAAUGUCCGAUCCGAAGAAUGCAAUAUCCCAAACAGAUUUGGAAAAUGCAAUUGAACCACCCACAAAAGAGGUCUAUCAAGUAACAAAUAUUCCCAAGGUGAACCUACACGAGCAAUGUUGUCAUCCAUCGGCUGCUAAAAAUGUCAAAAAACUUAAAUAUCUACGCACGGAUUUAUAA